AUGUUUGURUUGUCACAAGUAUUUUCGUGGAUCAUAUCAGAUAURUGGACAACAAUAAUAAGUUUAUUAAUUGGUUAUGUGGUCUACAAAUUGGCAAAAUUUUAUUACCAAUAUUAUAGUCUACCUCCCGGUCCAUUCCCAUUACCAYUGGUCGGCAAUUUGCUGGGAAAACUGUUGGUUUUAGCUUUUGACGAAUUGAUAACAUGUUUAGUGCCCUCUAAAGUACCUACAGAAAAUCAUAUUCAAAUAGUAUUAUUUUUGCCGAUUACGGCAUUUUUUUGGGAAACAUUGCAACGUGUGGCACACGCGGCCAUACAAAAAUACUCAACUAAUGAACGAUUAGUUAACGUAGCGGUCGAUUGUGUGGAUAAAACAGUGAAAACAAUGUUGGAAAUGGAGGGCCCAAACAAACCUAUCGAUCCAUUAAAUUACAUAUAUCUUACGUUUCUUAAUAUUUUGGCAAAUAGUAGUUUCGGACAAAACUAUAAUAUUGAUGACCCGGAGUUUAAACAAUUAAAAUAUGUGUUAAAAGAUUUAAACGAAGAAUUUGGUCCACGAAUGUUGUURUGGGARUUCUCACCAAUUGUUCGAUGGAUUGAUAGGAAAAAUGUGACAAAAUGUGAUCAAUUAUUUGAUGAUUUUUAUAAUCUAUUGCUUGAGAAAUAUAGAUCACAUUAUAAAGAUUACGAUUCAAAUAUUGAAAGAGACUUUUGUGAUGCACUCAUAACUGGUAAAAAUGAUGCGCUUCGGGAGGAAAAGAGUCGACACCCUUUCUGA
Molecule: messenger RNA, 777 nt
Organism: Oppia nitens
Lineage: Eukaryota; Metazoa; Arthropoda; Arachnida; Sarcoptiformes; Oppiidae
Product: cytochrome P450 1A1-like
Exons: 5
Coding region: 1-777 (258 amino acids)
Biological process (GO): progesterone metabolic process; hormone biosynthetic process
Molecular function (GO): steroid 17-alpha-monooxygenase activity; heme binding; iron ion binding
Source: RefSeq, a predicted model, not a curated record